GUGUUUCUCCUUCGACUUCCCAGAAAGCCACAGAAAGGUCAGCUUUCCUCAUCGCUGCUCGCCCGAUCGAGUUGGCCGAGUGACAACGGCUUGCUGAGCUUCUUGACAUAGGUACCUUGGCGCGGACACCAACAUCGACAAUGGUUUCCGUAUCCAUCACGUACAAGAAACCAGGCACGCAGCCUCCCAUCUUCGUCGCCGGCUCCUUCUCAGAACCACAAUGGCAGCCCCAGGAAAUGCAAUUCACCACUGAGGACGGCGGAGAACACACCUUUCACAAGGAUAUUGAGGUGCCGCCCGGCUCGCAGAUUCAGUACAAAUUUCGAGUUGGUCUAGGUGACUGGUGGGUUCUUAACGAAGACGCCCCUACAGUGACCGACGCAUCUGGAAAUCGAAACAAUAUCCUGAUAGCUCCGGACGCUGGGGAGGACAAACAGCCGAACGGAGACAACGGCGAAGACUCUGCUAAGACUUCCGAAAGCAUGGAGGCCUCGAACGUUGCUACUUCUUCAUCAGCCUCUCAGCCCGAGCCCGAGCUCGAGCCCAAGCCCAAUGCCAUAGGUCAUCUCAAGGAAGAAGAACGGCAGCGACUUUCAUCAACACCAAUCGAGCAAGUCGCAGACACCGCAGCAGAGGUCGCCGACAGCGCCGCGAAGCUUGAUGCCGAAGUGGAUACGACUCGCCUUGAACCAAUCCCCAAAGGCGUGAGUCAGCUGAAGGAUGAAGAGCGACAGCGUCUCUCGUCGACGCCCAUUGAGCAAGUUGCUAGCGUCGCCGCCGAGGUCGCUGAUAGCGCCCAAGCGCUGGAUGCUGACAAGGAUUUCGAACGAAGAGACAAUGCGGACGACGGUCCCCCGCCUCUGUUUACUCACGAAGCUCUGGGACCUUAUGAACCUUCGGGAAGUGGCGACGAAGAUGACGCUUCUAAAGGACUUGAUCAUCACGGCACCGUAGACUAUGACGUCGACAAGUACGAUUUGAAUGAUCCGACGUUGGAACGUUGGCCCUCAAACCGCAGUGGCAUCAUCGACGCCGUGCGCAAGGUCGAAACCGGACUCAACGAGGAUCAGACUAGCUUUCAUGGCGCACCCCUAUCUCCCGUGAUUGGGUCUCGAAAAGCUGGUCUUGAUCAGUACUACGAAGAAGCCGUUCUCUCGUCAGGACCUUCAAGCCCGAGUUCUAACAAGAGGCUCGAAUUGCCCAGAAAAUCCCAUGGCUCAAUGGUAUCGGACAGAUCGCUCUUGUCUUUGAGAUCAAUUGCUGAAGAGGACAAGGAAACGCCGAGUGCCGAGGGAGCCGGCUUCGACGACGACGACGACGAUGACGACGACGACGACGGUAUGGUGCGGGUGCCGAGCCCCGCGAUACGACCAACACCAAGCACCUUGGCAUCACCUGCGAGCGACGAGGACGAAGGAGUCGUUAUGAAGGGAUCCAAGGCCAAGUCUAGGAAGAGUUCGGAGUCAGCGAUGUCGGAGUCGCCGCACCUCAAUGGCGUGUCCAAUGGCAAGCACGUAAUGGACGAGUCGCCCAAGGCAUCUCCCGCACAGCCAGGUACCCCGGGAGUCGCUGUCAAGACACCCGAGCAAAUUGGAGAGUCGAGCAACGCCGAGGACAACAACCAGACAACGUUUGUUGAAUUAGGCCCCAACGGUCCGGCCUCGACCACCGGUCGAGAUGAUGGCCACAAGGGCCAGAUCAAGAAGCGCGGAGCUUCAUCGGCCGAACGACCCAGCACUCCUGCCUCAAUACACAGUGUUACAGACAGUAAGGGUGGCUGGCUACAGGCUUUCUUCCGCGUGCUGUUUGUGGACUGGAUCGGUGGUUUGUUCAGCCGAAUGUUCGGCAGCCGGAGAAAGGCGAUGCUGGUCACGAGCACGGUCGCCAUAGUUGCAGGGGCUGCAUGGUGGAAGUUUGCCAUGGGCGGCGACUUGAGCUUCGGCAAAACAUCACUAUGAAGGGGCCACGGAGGGCUGGCAUAAGUAUUGCAGAGCACUGGAGUUUGCACACUGGCAUACCGGCAUGGAUUGUACAAGUAAUGGGGUGGGACGAGCAUGGCGAGCAUGGUCAGAGGUGUGAUGGAUUGAUUACCUGAAACCUGGGACAGACACUGUGGCGUACCCGGCGGAGGAGGGUUAUUGUGUCAAGGAAACAUGCAAACAAACACGCACUAUUGGACCUGAACAGAUUGAUAUGGCACGGGGAA
Molecule: messenger RNA, 2206 nt
Organism: Colletotrichum navitas
Lineage: Eukaryota; Fungi; Ascomycota; Sordariomycetes; Glomerellales; Glomerellaceae
Exons: 5
Coding region: 141-1958 (605 amino acids)
Source: RefSeq, a predicted model, not a curated record